UCCCUGAGCCCGGGGAGGACGUUGGCGCAGAACUUUGUCGAAUUCGGGCCUUAGCGCCUCCGCCACCGCGUACCCAGGCUAGCCCUUCGUCAGCCCUGGCCUAGCUCAAGCCCAGAGCUUAUAGUUUUGUGUGGUUUCUAGGUCCAUGCCUUCACCAUGCUUUCCUGUGACAUAUGUGGUGAAAUGGUAACCUCAGAACCAGACAUGAAGGCUCACCUAGUUGUUCACAUGGAAAGCGAAGUUGUAUGUCCAUUUUGCAAGUUGUCAGGUAUAAAUUAUGAUGAGAUGUGUUUUCAUAUUGAAACUGCUCAUUUUGAGCAAAAUACACCAGAAAGAAACUUGGAGAGGCUAAAUGCGAUACAGUAUGAAAAUCCAGACAGCAAGAAUACCACUCGGCAGAGUACAACGGAGGUUAAUUCAAGUAUCCAUUCAGCUUGUGCAUUGAAUUUUCCAAAACAUCCAGCCCAACAUCUUCCUAAAGAUGGAACUUUAAAGCAUGAAGCUCUUUGUGCAGGGAGCAUAACUGAAUCGAGAAAGUACUCGAAAAGCCCAGAAAAGCAGUUUGGAUUGUCUGCGGUACAAGAAUCAAUUUAUGAGACAACGUACAGUUCUCCUGAAUGUCCAUUUUGUGGAAAAACAGAAGGGCGUAGUCAAGAUAUGGAGAUGCAUGUGAAAACUAAGCAUGCCAAUCUCUUAGAAACUCCUUUAGAAGACUGUCAUCAACCACUCUAUGACUGUCCCAUGUGUGGGCUCGUCUGUACAAAUUACCAUAUUCUCCAGGAACACGUGGACUUGCAUUUAGAUGAGAGCAGCUUUCAACAAGGCAUGGACAGAGUCCAGUGUUCUGGUGAUCGAGAAUUAGCUGAGCAGCUUCAGCAAGAAGAAGACAGGAAGAGGAAAUCUGAGGAAUCAAGGCAAGAGAGGGAAGAGUUCCAGAAGUUGCAGCGGCAGUAUGGUUUAGAUAACUCUGGAGGAUACAAGCAACAGCAGCUACGUCAUCUGGAGCGUGAAGUCAAUAGGGGAAGGGUGCUCCCAUCCGAAUUUCAUAGCAGAAAAGCUGACAUGAUGGAAUCAAUAGCUAUCGGUAUUGAUGAUGGAAAAACAAAAACUUCUGGAAUUAUUGAAGCCCUCCAUAGAUAUUACCAGAACACUGCCACAGAUGUGAGGUGUGUGUGGCUCUCUGCAAUGGUUGAUCACUUUCAUUCUUCUUAUGGGGACAAAGGUUGGGGUUGUGGUUACAGAAAUUUCCAGAUGCUACUUUCAUCAUUACUGCAAAAUGAUGUGUAUGGUGACUGCUUGAAAGGUAUGUCAAUUCCUUGUAUUCCAAAAAUUCAGUCCAUGAUUGAAGAUGCAUGGAAGGAAGGUUUUGAUCCUCAGGGAGCCUGUCAACUUAAUAACAGGUUACAGGGAACAAAGGCCUGGAUUGGAGCCUGUGAGAUUUAUACGCUUCUGACUUCACUGAGAGUAAAGUGCCGCAUUAUUGAUUUCCAUAAGUCAACUGGGCCUUCGGGUACACACCCUCGCUUAUUUGAAUGGAUAUUGAACUAUUAUUCUUCAGAGAGGGAAGGGAAUUCAAAGGUUGUGUGUACAUCUAAACCUCCUGUCUAUCUCCAGCAUCAGGGUCACAGUCGAACAAUUGUCGGAAUUGAAGAAAGAAAAAACCGAACAUUAUGUUUACUAAUAUUUGAUCCUGGAUGUCCUUCCCGAGAAAUGCAGAAGCUGUUAAAGCAGGACAUAGAGGCUGGUAGUCUCAGGCAGCUACGGAAAUCUGUGGGAAAUCUAAAACAUAAACAAUACCAGAUAGUAGCAGUAGAGGGCGUUCUUUCACCAGAUGAGAAACUUGCCAGGAAACAAGCUUCUCAAGUGUUUACAGCAGAGAAGAUCCCGUGAAUGAAAUAUUUUGGUGAUUUUGUACUUAUCCUUUUUUUCUGAUAUUGAACUCUGAUAACACAGUUGAAGAAUUUGAUUUCACUUAAGUUCUUGAUAUAAUAUUUAAGUUAUAAAUGCCUGUUAAGUUAUACUUCAUUGUCUGAUAAUUAGUUGAAUAAAAUACCUCGUUUGCAUUGU
Messenger RNA from Phodopus roborovskii (desert hamster), 2067 nucleotides. RefSeq names its product zinc finger containing ubiquitin peptidase 1 (gene Zup1). Lineage: Eukaryota; Metazoa; Chordata; Mammalia; Rodentia; Cricetidae. The transcript is spliced from 10 exons. The record is from RefSeq and is a predicted model, not a curated record. Bases 157 to 1890 code for a protein of 577 amino acids.